CGAACAACCGGAAUCCGAUGGCGCUCAUUGUUUAGGGAAAGCUAGCCUAGCGGCCCUCAUUGUUUCUUUUUCCCCAUCCCCCCAAAUGCAAAAACCUGUCCGGAUUCACUAAAUGAGAAAAAACCCUCAAGGGCUUUCUCCAUGGAGCUAGCUGAUUCGAAGUCCACAAACCCAAAACAGUGCGUCCAACACCGCCACCUCUCGCUUGACCUGAGAAAUUGCCACCGCGCUACUCCCAUCCCCCUUCUCUCCCAAAUUCAGCGACAUCAAUGGCAUCCAACGCCGCCGCAUCUGCUCCGUAAUCGCCGUCGUCGCCCGGUAACUCCUCAGUUGGUGAUGAUGUCCGUAAUCUCGUUGGACGCGGUGGAGGUGGGCGGUGGAGCUGUUGCGUUGGGGGCCGAGGAGAGUGGGAAGAUCGAAGAAGAACUGAGAUCCAACGAGAGUGUGAAGAGGACGGGGUGGGUAGGCUAAAUAUAAUUUAAUUUUUAUUUUAUUAGAUUUUAGAUAAAUUUACCCUUAUACCCUUAAUGAAUCAUGUUGUUAGUAUAACAACACUAAGGGUGUUGUUAUACUAUCCGCACCCCUUUUGAUAUCCGAUUUUGUAACUUCAUCCCCAUCCACCCUAACAUUCGAACUUGGAACCUCUUUGAUUGAAAACAUUAAGGGUAUAUUUAGAAUAAAUAAAUGUUCAUUUU
Messenger RNA from Linum trigynum, 695 nucleotides. NCBI's taxonomy places the organism in Eukaryota, Viridiplantae, Streptophyta, Magnoliopsida, Malpighiales, Linaceae. The record is from the annotation of a GenBank genome assembly.